This is a messenger RNA of Knipowitschia caucasica, 957 nucleotides long. The record is from the annotation of a GenBank genome assembly. NCBI's taxonomy places the organism in Eukaryota, Metazoa, Chordata, Actinopteri, Gobiiformes, Gobiidae.
AUGGAGCUGUCUGUGCUCUGCCUCCUGACGCUGGCCCUCGCCUUUGUGCCUCAACUCUCAGCGACAGCAGUGCCUAUACCGCGACCUGGGUGUCCCCCGUAUAAAUAUCUAUCACCCCAAGAACUGAGUGUCAGGUUGUGCCUGAAGGAGUGUUCCACAGACCGUGACUGUAAGGACAACAAGAUCUGCUGUUUCGACGGCUGUUCCAACGUCUGUGUGCCUAGAAGUACAGGUCCUAAACCGGGAUCCUGCCCUGUUCCUGGUUUUGGGAUAUGUGUUAACCAUUGUUACAACGACCACCAAUGUGCCGGAAACCUGAAGUGCUGCUCUAACGGCUGUGGGAAAACCUGUGUCGCGCCAGUCAAGGAGGUGCCUAUACCGCGACCUGGGUGUCCCCCGUAUAAAUAUCUAUCACCCCAAGAACUGAGUGUCAGGUUGUGCCUGAAGGAGUGUUCCACAGACCGUGACUGUAAGGACAACAAGAUCUGCUGUUUCGACGGCUGUUCCAACGUCUGUGUGCCUAGAAGUACAGGUCCUAAACCGGGAUCCUGCCCUGUUCCUGGUUUUGGGAUAUGUGUUAACCAUUGUUACAACGACCACCAAUGUGACGGAAACCUGAAGUGCUGCUCUAACGGCUGUGGGAAAACCUGUGUCGCGCCAGUCAAGGAGGUGAAAGUGGGAUGCUGCCCGGCUCCGUUCCAGCCUCAGCAUUGUCACCGUGACGAUAAGUGCAAACAAGACAAUGACUGUGAUGAUGGCGAGAAAUGCUGCUUCGAUGGCUGCGAGAACACCUGCAGGAAGCCACUGGAAAAGAAAAAAGGAGUCUGCCCUGAGCCGAUCCCUCAUCUCACCACAUCUCCUGAUGAAUGCUCUGCGGACAACCAAUGUGAAGGCGGUCUGAAGUGCUGUUACAGCGGUGCUGCAAUGCAGUGUACGUGCCCUAAAGGCGCAAAGUAA